This is a messenger RNA of Psylliodes chrysocephalus, 1056 nucleotides long. The record is from the annotation of a GenBank genome assembly. Lineage: Eukaryota; Metazoa; Arthropoda; Insecta; Coleoptera; Chrysomelidae.
AUGACCCUUCCAUUGACCAAAGCCUUAAUCAAAGAAGUUGAUGUCAGGGGUGUGUUCAGAUAUUGCAACGACUAUCCUACUUCAAUCGAAAUGGUAUCAUCCGGUAGAGUAAAUGUGAAACCUUUGGUCACUCACCAUUAUACCUCAAGGCCUUCCACACAGCAAAGACUCAAGAAGGAGACCCCAUCAAGAGGAACAGUGUUAAAGGAACCCACUCCUCCACAUAGUCAUGCCCUUGACGAGGUAGCAGUUGAGGUGAAGAAGACUUUGGCAACCUUGAAAAGAAAGGCAGAUACUACAGAUCGAGCAACGAGUAGCCUCAUAACUCUAUGUACCAGUAACAUCACAGAUGCUACCUUAGCGGAUCUACCGAGUACUUCAGCUAUGAGCAGGAUGGUCCAGAGAACGAGAUCUACCAAAGAAGAUUACUUCACAGAUCCGGGUAUUUUUAAUCUUAUUCAAAGAGAGAAGCACAAUUUGGAAAGGUUUGUCCAGUUUGGGGCGUUGUUGUAUGUUAAAAAUUGGGUUAAAGCUACAAUCAGUGCAAAUGCUGCUAUAACUGAACUGAUCUUUUGGAAAGCAGCUGGAAAAUACGGUGUUAUUGACACUGAACUAUUACUACACAAAUACUACAAGUAUUACUAUAACAAAAGCCUUGAAACAUCACUUACAGUAUUUUCCAACAAAGUUAUUAAGAUGAAAGAAACUUGGAAUGUUAAAAAAAAUGCUCAUUUUAUUUGUAAUUUCUGCAAAACAAAAAUUGAAAUUGUCGACAAAAAAGAGAAUGAAAACCUGAAAAGGAAAAUCGCUAAUAUCGAUUCGAACUUUUCUAAACUUAUUACCGAACAAGUUACCAAAGCUAUCUUUUACCAAUUCCGAGAUGAGAUAACUCAAAAAUUAGAAUCCUGUUUUAAAGCUAUUCAAGGAAAGAUUAAAGACGCAAUUUCUACAAGUUCUUCAAAUAUAGCUGAACCUUCUUAUGCCAAUGCUGCUUCUCAAUCCAAGUUUAUUCUGCAGCCAAAAAACAAUAUUACUCAAAUCAGUUUCCACGACUAA